AUGAUACGAUCAACUAUCGAAUUCCUGGAGAUGCUAUGGACAGACCUAACACAAGAGAAAAUUUCACGUAUUGUCUUUACCUCCUGCUGCUUACUAUUUGGACGACUACUAUGGGCCAUUUAUUUGUAUCCAUUGUACUUUAGCCCUUACCUCGCUCUCCCACAAGCCAAGCUGACAUCAGAACAGCAGCGCAAAUCAUGGAUAGGCAUCAUGCUAGAGCCGCUCCAAAACGGUGACAAGGUUCUCGAAUAUGUUGACAACACGCCCAAUCAAGGCAUUUUUCGCGCACUCAACCUACUUAAUAAAGAAGUGCUGGUGAUAACGCGCCCGGAAUUUAUCAAAGAGAUUCCCCAGACGAACGUGUAUGACUUUCGCAAAAUGGCGAAUGUGCAGAAUUUUAUGAAGGUCCUGCUUGGUGAUGGCCUACUCACUGUAGAUGGCGAAGAGCACAAGCAACAACGCAAAGCACUAAAUCCAGCAUUCUCCGCUAAACAUGUUCAACAACUGUAUUCUGUCUUUUAUUCCAAGACACGCGAGAUGGUAUCUUGUAUCAAAGAAGAGAUGGAUACCUCACACGCCCAGCAAGGGAUCGCUGUGGACAUAACUGCGUGGGUUAACAGAGCCGCUUUGGACAUCAUCGGGACUGCGGCGCUCGGAAUUGAUUUCAAUUCCCUAGCAGAUCCGACCAAUGAACUGAGUCGUGCUUACCAAGCCAUCUUCGAGCCUGACAAUACCUCGAACAUUAUAUUCUUGCUCUCAAUAUUUUUCACGACGUGGACAGUCAAGCUGCUACCGCUGAAGAAGGCGCGCGAGGUUCGAGCAGGCUCUGCGUUUGUGAAGAGAUAUAUUGAAGAAGUGAUGACCCGAAAAGUCCGGGAGAAUGACGAUAAUAAAGACACUUACAAAGAUAUUCUUUCAGUGGCGUCUCAGUAUGGCAAGUUAUCAACGAAUGAUCUUGUCAACCAAGCGCGGACUUUUCUGGUGGCGGGGCAUGAAACCACAGCGACGGCAAUGCAAUGGGCGCUUUACACGUUGACCAGGCCAGAGAACCUUCAGGUCCAGCAACGCCUACGAGACGAAAUCCACAAACAGCUGCCCCCUCUUGACUCGGAACAGGAAAUAUCAGCGUACACACUUGGCAAGAACAUGCCGUACCUUGACGCUGUGAGCAAAGAGUGUCUAAGGAUCUAUGGGCCUUCUCCAUUCUCCAGGCGAACGGCCGUAAAAGACACUGUACUCUGCGGUAUUCCCAUCAGGAAAGGCACAAACUUUCUUAUUCCGAACUGGGCCAUCAACAGGUCGAAGAAGCUUUGGGGAGAGCGUGCGAGGGAGUUCGACCCGGAAAGGUGGCUUCAUGGCAACGAAGCUCCGAAUGGAGGCGCUGAUGCUCUGGCCUUCCAGACAUUUUCAUCUGGCACCAGGGGUUGCAUUGGAAAAAGCUUCGCGUUGGCAGAGUUUAAGAUAAUGUUGGCUGGCCUUGUGGGCAGCUUUGAGAUUGCCAAAGUAGCAGACGAGAAAGAGGUAGAAACAGAAUGGGCAAUCAUUGCUCGGAUAUACAAUGGGUUCAAGGUUGAUCUGAAGCCAGUAAGCAACUGGUAA
Molecule: messenger RNA, 1599 nt
Organism: Bipolaris oryzae ATCC 44560
Lineage: Eukaryota; Fungi; Ascomycota; Dothideomycetes; Pleosporales; Pleosporaceae
Exons: 4
Coding region: 1-1599 (532 amino acids)
Molecular function (GO): heme binding; iron ion binding; oxidoreductase activity, acting on paired donors, with incorporation or reduction of molecular oxygen
Source: RefSeq, a predicted model, not a curated record